AACGCAACGAUUCAACCGUCGUCAAAGUCAAACGUGAACUUUUGAAAUACUUUAAAAGAAGCGCUGUAAUAUUGUGGUUUAUUUUGAAUAUCGAGUCACUUUUUUAGUGUUGACGAUGGCAGAUGUGGACGAAAUUAUUGAUUACAUAAAAUCGCUGAAGAAAGGAUUCGAUAAAGACUUGUUUCAGAACAAAAUUGAUGAAUUAGCAUACGCUGUUGACACAACUGAAAUACUUUACAAUGAUUUUCAUACUUUGUUCAAAGUUUGGUUGAACUUAUCUAUUCCUAUAUCAAAAUGGGUAAGCCUGGGUGCUUGCCUUGUGCCACAGAAUGUCGUUGAAGAUCGAACUGUGGAGUAUGCUUUGAGUUGGAUGCUUUCUAAUUAUGAGGACCAAUCCACAUUCUCUCGAAUCGGAUUUUUAUUAGAUUGGCUUACAGCUGCAAUGGAGUGUGAAUGUAUUGAAAUGGAGACUCUGGACAUGGGUUAUGAUGUGUUCUAUGUCAGCUUGACUUAUGAGACUUUGACUCCUCAUGCAGUGAAACUGGUGUACACCCUGACAAAACCUGUUGAUGUUACAAGGAGGAGAGUUCUUGAAUUACUUGACUAUGCCAGGAAGAGAGAAGCUAAAAAGAAUAUGUUCAGACAACUUCAAGUUCUUCUGGGUCUCUUCAAAUCCUAUAAACCAGAAUGUGUGCCUGAGGAUAUACCUGCUAUCUCCAUCCAUGCAGCUUUCAAGAAGAUCAACCCAGAUCUUAUGGCAAGAUUCAAGAGGAAUCAGGAAAGCAGGAACUCAGUCCGCAGAGACAGACAUCACUUAACAUGGAUUAAUCCUAUUAAUUCUGACCGUGGACGAAACAAGAAGGUAGAUCCAUUAGUACCAAAUGUUGAGUUUUUGAACAUUGGCUCAAAGCAGUAUGCAGAAAAAGAACAUCAGAAGAAUUUCUUAGAUUUCACAGACCCAGUAUCAGUGCUGCAGUGCAGUGUCCAGCGUUCGACGUCCCGGCCGGCUCGGAUACGCGCACUAUUGUGUAACGUGACCGGCGUGGCUCUAUUGGCCGUCGCCUCUCACACGGAACAGGAGUUCUUGUCUCAUGACCUCCAUCAUCUGCUUAAUAGCUGUUUCCUGAACAUAUCACCACACAGUUACAGAGAGAAGCAGGACUUGCUUCACCGUUUAGCAGUAUUGCAGCAUACUCUCAUGCAGGGGAUACCAGUCAUCACAAGGUUCCUGGCACAAUACCUGCCUCUGUGGAAUGAGAGAGAUUUCUUUGCAGAGAUCCUGGAGCUGGUGCAGUGGGUGAGCGUGGACAGCGCCGAGGUGGUGCAGGGCGUGGUGGAUCCCCUCGAGGCCGCCUACCACCGCGCGCACUCUAUGCAGCAGUGCGCCAUACUCAGGAGUCUCAACCAUAUGUACUGUAAUCUGGUAUACGCCAGUACUAGAAAACGCUAUCACUUCAUGGGUACGCCGCCGUCGCCUCAAGUGUACGCCCAAGUACUGCCCCAAGUAGCCACCGCCAUCAGUGACAUGUGUGAUAAAGAACUACAAGUCAAUCCAGAGCAAAUGGUAGUGGUGCAGAGUACGGUGGGCGGCGCCGCUGGGCGCGCGCGGGGCGAGGCGCGCGGCGGGGCGGCGGCCGGCGCGCUGGCGCCCGCGCUGGCGCUGGCGCUGCCACUGCUCGGCGUCUCCGCUGCAUUGCUCGACUCUGUCGCAGAACUCAUGAUACUGUACAAAAAAAUAUUUACUACAGCCAAACAAUCAAACGUGAUAAUGAACAGCGACACUUUUGAGAAACAGAUGCAAGUACUAGAAGCGUAUACUUCAGAUUUGAUCAACUGUUUGUACAGCGAAGGCGCCCUGAGCGACAGAAACUUAGGGUUUGUAUUCAGCAAAUUACACCCUCAACUUGUUGGGAAACUUGGAUCGUUAAUGCCUGACGUUGACGCUAAGUUGAGUAUUAGAAACAGUAUAGCGUUCGCUCCUUAUACCUACAUACAUUUAGACGCUAUAGACCAUAGAGAUGCUGAUAAUAAGCUCUGGUUUAACGCAGUCAUCGAACAAGAGUUUACUAAUCUCAGUCGCUUCUUGAAAAGGGCUGUUACUGAACUGCGUUAUCAGUAGAAAGUGACGUGCUAAAGUUCCGUAAAUGUACAAAUUAUUCAGUGACUCUUACCACCGAUACUGAUAGUGCCAUGUAUAGGUUUGUUUGUGAGGUGAUUAUGGCAGAACCUCUUUGUAGAGGUGGCUCUGGCUUAUAGUCCUGACAGUGUAUUAUCACCUUUAUAAAUAAGGGUCAUCGUCCUGCAGUGGCCUGUCAUGGAUAUUUUUUUUUUGUUUCCGUCUCUUCGUUAGAUCCGCCUUGUCGUUCUCUAAUUAUGUAUAAGCUGUCUUUUUUGACAUGUCAUCUUGUAUCCAAUGAUAAAACCUAGCUUGGAACAGCUUAAUCAAAUAGCGUAGUGAUGUUAUACACAUAUAAGAGGUUCAGAGAUAAAUUGAUCAUAUCAUUGUUUUACUCUCUCUGCUGCAUAAACAAGUUUGUUUGAAAAUGUCGAAAUUCUAGAAGUAUGGGACUUGGUACUAACGUAUCCUGUCUCGAGGAUAACAUAUGAUAGUGACUGCACUAAUUAAAUGCAAAUUGUAUUUUAUACCAUAAUAGGGUAGUUUUCUAAAUUUUAUUUUAAUGUCCGUCUGAUACAACAAUUUCAAA
Molecule: messenger RNA, 2705 nt
Organism: Spodoptera litura
Lineage: Eukaryota; Metazoa; Arthropoda; Insecta; Lepidoptera; Noctuidae
Product: centromere protein I
Biological process (GO): mitotic sister chromatid segregation; CENP-A containing chromatin assembly
Cellular component (GO): kinetochore; inner kinetochore
Source: RefSeq, a predicted model, not a curated record